Molecule: messenger RNA, 651 nt
Organism: Clonostachys rhizophaga
Lineage: Eukaryota; Fungi; Ascomycota; Sordariomycetes; Hypocreales; Bionectriaceae
Source: the annotation of a GenBank genome assembly
AUGCUGCCUCCAGGACAAGAGCCGCGCUCUAGCCCCCGGUCUACCACCCUGGGGCUCGGCCUGGUUAGUUAUCCAGCCACCUUCGACCCUGACUUUCUUCGAAAGCACUACCUGGGAUUCUUAGCUGAGCCGCCCCUUGCCCAAGACGCUCCGUCGUCUUCGACAACGCAGCAGGCGUUUACUCUAGGCGCGACUCCAGAGGCUCCUGAUAUCUCUCGCCAGGACUUUGGUAGGACUCGGCCUACAGCGAACGCGAAUCUAGGCCCAGACCAGACCGACUCCAAGGCGGGGACCGCGAAACCAAGGUUGGCACAGCCAGCCGAGCAAAACAGCUCACGUCUUUCGAGGACAGAAUGUUUAGAAAGAGCGCGUCAACUCAGAACUGAGGUGCUUGAGGCAUACAGUCAGCGGACAGACGAUGGAACAAUGUUAGUCCAAAUUGAGAGCGCGCGAUGGAGCCUCAGCAUCUGCCAUAUGCGCUGCGGCGAGUUUGCUGCAGCACGGGCGUUGAUGGCUCUUGUAGCCCAGACCCGCGCUGAUAGGCUCGGUAAAGACGCCAAAAAGACGAUAGAUGCUGAAAGGCAGGUGGAAUAUUUAGAUAUGUUAUUGACUGAGUCAGGGAUGGGAGCUUCAGGACUGUCCGCAGGCUAA